CCGCCCCUGCCGCUCAUUCCUGUCCGGACGCACCUGCAGCUCCCCGGGGAGAAGAGGACGCCCCCCCUCCGCUCCCCCACACAGGUUUGCGCCCCAAAGGACCCGUGCCCCAAGCCCCCGCGCCGCCCCUAGGCCCGCCCGGAGCAUGCUGCCUGCAGCCAUGAAGGGCCUCGGUCUGGCGCUGCUGGCCGUCCUGCUGUGCUCCGCGCCCGCUCAUGGCCUGUGGUGCCAGGACUGCACCCUGACCACCAACUCCAGCCAUUGCACCCCAAAGCAGUGCCAGCCGUCCGACACGGUGUGUGCCAGUGUCCGAAUCACUGAUCCCAGCAGCAGCAGGAAGGAUCACUCGGUGAACAAGAUGUGUGCCUCCUCCUGCGACUUCGUUAAGCGACACUUUUUCUCAGACUAUCUGAUGGGGUUUAUUAACUCUGGAAUCUUAAAAGUCGACGUGGACUGCUGCGAGAAGGAUUUGUGCAAUGGGGUGGCCGGGGCAGGGCAUAGCCCCUGGGCCCUGGCCGGGGGGCUCCUGCUCAGCCUGGGGCCCGCCCUCCUCUGGGCUGGGCCCUGAGGUCUCCUCCUUCCCACGGGGCUUCUGAGCUUGCUCCCCUGAGCCUGUGGCUGCCCCCUCCCCAGCCUGGCAUGGCUGGGGCUGGGGGCAGCCUUGGCCCAGCUCCGUGGCUGUGGCCUGUGGCUCUCAUUCCUCCCCCAACAUGAAGCCUCCCUGUCUCUCUGCCAGCUCUGAGUCCCGGGCAGCUGGACAUCUCCAGGAAACCAGGCCAUCUGGGCGGGAGGCCUGGGGAUGAGGGUGGGGGGACCCCCAGGUCCCAGAGGGGAAGUGAAGCAACAGCCCAGCUGGAAGGGCGUCUUCUACAGAGAAAUAAAGUCACUUUUGAGUCCUGAGA
Mandrillus leucophaeus (drill) is the source of this 902-nucleotide messenger RNA. RefSeq names its product lymphocyte antigen 6 complex, locus H (gene LY6H). Gene Ontology annotation, molecular function: acetylcholine receptor inhibitor activity; acetylcholine receptor binding. Gene Ontology annotation, biological process: acetylcholine receptor signaling pathway. The transcript has 4 exons. Bases 146 to 568 code for a protein of 140 amino acids. Gene Ontology annotation, cellular component: plasma membrane. NCBI's taxonomy places the organism in Eukaryota, Metazoa, Chordata, Mammalia, Primates, Cercopithecidae. The record is from RefSeq and is a predicted model, not a curated record.